This is a messenger RNA of Bacidia gigantensis, 378 nucleotides long. RefSeq lists its product as uncharacterized. The record is from RefSeq and is a predicted model, not a curated record. The transcript is spliced from 2 exons. Bases 1 to 378 code for a protein of 125 amino acids. NCBI's taxonomy places the organism in Eukaryota, Fungi, Ascomycota, Lecanoromycetes, Lecanorales, Ramalinaceae.
AUGCCGCGAGCAUCAGUCUCCUCCCGCCUCGCCACCCUCUCAAACGACCUCAACAGUCUCCUCCGCGACGCCGCAACCUUCAAAAAUGACUUGCAGAACGAGAUUGUGGCGUUCUCCGGCCCCUCGCACCUCCACCGCGCCCUCGACGAGACCCACACCGAGCUCCUCGCUCUCCUCAACGACCUGCACCAGACGAUCAAGGCCAUGCAAGAGGCUCGCACAAGCUUUUGGCGCUUUUUUAAAGCCAGAAAGGGAGAGACAAGAUACCGAGGCCUGGUCGUAGAGUUGGCGAGAAUCAGAGAGAUGGCCGUAAUUAUCUGGCAGGAUGCAACGGCGGCGGCGGAGAGCGGGGCUGAAAGAGGAGUGGGACGGUCGUAA